CGAGAGUUCCUCGUUCAAAAUUCAAGACACCACCCAUACCGUUUCCCCAACAAGUCAUACAGCAGAGCACCCCGAUGACAGACAACGUAGCAGAGCUUGCGGAAGCAACCAAAAAGAUGUCGCCAGACAGGUCAGGGUCAGCAAGUGAGAACGGAGAUGAAACAACAUCCACAAAGGACACGACGGAUACCGAUAGCGAUUAUGUAGUGGAAACAGCAACCUCGUCCGAUGAAACUAAGAGUGGCGACAACGACGAUGGUGACGAUGUCAAAAGUGAAGCCGAAGACGACACGAGGACGCAAGAAGAAAAAGACGAGGAAGCCAAGGAAAAGGAAGAGAAAGAGAAACAACGAAUCAAGGAGUUAGAAAUAAAAUACAAAGAUUGGCCACUUCACGAUAUCAAGGAACCGCACGAUCACGACGUCAUGUACGGAAGGGGGGGAGGAACCAAUCACCACCCCGGAAACAAACGGUAUCGAAAGAUGGUCGAGGAUCGCAAGGUCAAAUACGUAAAUAGCAAACGUCUCGACAAGCCUCUUGUGGCAUUAGAAAUAAUAAAAGAGUGGAGGGCGCAAUGGCCCCCCGGACGGUUUCUGAAGCAGGACGAGGCAACGGGGCUUUGGAACGACGUGGGCGAAAAGAAGGCGAGGGAAAAAACGAGCCAGGCGUUGAGAGAAAAGGCACCCCAGAUCCGAAAACAGCAAGAAGAAGAGAAAAACGAGGUACGCAGAAACAGAAUAUGAUUUAUUUGUUUGAAGAUUCUGCCCAUGUGCAAUGAAUAAUACAUUCAUCGCUGUUUUUGUUUCCGCACAUUUAUAGGAAUCUGCUUCCAACGGCGAUGCGAAUGCCGAAGGGACGGCGGCAAAAGGAAACAAAAAAGGUAAAGUGAAGAGACCAGAUAUUGUACGCAGAGAUCACACUUUCGGAAGAGAGUAUUUGGGUAAGGGCGAGAGCUUGGAUAUAGAAGGUUUCACUUGGGUCAAAGACAGCGGAGGGAGAGAKAUGUCUAUCGGAUCGCUAGGUUCUCUACCAGGCAUCGUUCUUCCUCCUGGAAGGAGUUCGAGCAGAGGAAGYAUCGGGCCACCGUUCGCGCAGCAACCACCUCCGGAUUACCACGGAAGAGUGGCUUCCGGGGAGCCGAGACGAGARUUCUCUACCAGUAGCAUUCAGAGCUGGGGUUCUUCGUCUUUUCAACAGUUUCCAGGCGCACCACCGCCRCCRCCACCAGGCGGUUUGAUGCAUCAGAGGUCCGGGAGCUUUACGUUCCCCGUUCCGCCUUCUCCCCGAGGUGCCCGCCAUCAACGAUCGGGGAGCUGGAACGCGGGAGGAUCUGGACGCGAGCAUUCAUUUUCUCUKAAUCCACUGCCCGGAGCAAUUGUCAACCGCCCAGCUCCUUCAGSUACCUUCGAUUCAAGAGGGUCUGGUUUCUGGAAUCAACCUCCGCCGCCGCCACCACUUGUAACUCACCCUGGGUUUGGGUAUCAGCAGAGUGGCGAUUCAAUGGGAACUAUGGGAGGACAUUAUCGGCAGGUUCCAUCACCCGCCAACAGCAAUACAUCUAGUCCACCUUUCAACACAAUGAAUAUCAACAGGAGCUGGUCAGAUGGAGGAGGACCACCUCCACCAAGAGAUUUUGGGCAUCCAAAUUACAAUCCAUAUCCACCACAAUACGAUCCGCAAGCAUAYACCGGUGCGGAUACGAGUCCAUCACGAGGACAACAAUCAAAUCAUAACGAUGCA
Messenger RNA from Pseudo-nitzschia multistriata, 1740 nucleotides. The record is from the annotation of a GenBank genome assembly. NCBI's taxonomy places the organism in Eukaryota, Bacillariophyta, Bacillariophyceae, Bacillariales, Bacillariaceae.